This is a messenger RNA of Sitophilus oryzae (rice weevil), 426 nucleotides long. RefSeq lists its product as uncharacterized. The transcript has a single exon. The record is from RefSeq and is a predicted model, not a curated record. NCBI's taxonomy places the organism in Eukaryota, Metazoa, Arthropoda, Insecta, Coleoptera, Curculionidae. Bases 1 to 426 code for a protein of 141 amino acids.
AUGGAAACGUCUUCCAAGAUACGGCCCUCAGUCUCCGGCAGCUCAAACUCCCUCGACUAUGGUAGCGGCCGAGUAAGGAAAAGAGCAGAGGGUGCUAAGAAUCCCCGGAGUGAACCAGGCUACCUUAAUAGACGAAAACUGCAUAUUGCCACUUUUAACGUUCAAACCCUGCCAAGGGAUGAGAAAUUAUUGGAAUUGGAGGAAGAAUUACAACAUAUAAAAUGGGAUAUUGUGGGUCUAAGUGAGGUAAGAAGAAAGACCGAAAAUCAAAUAGAAUUGAAAUCUGGGAACCUUCUUUAUCAUCAGGGAAAUAACGAAUAUGCUCUGGGCGGUGUAGGCUUUCUGAUUAACAAGAGACAUAUUAAGAACAUCGUAGACAUUGGAAGCAUCAGUCCUAGAGUCAUAUCUAACCCUUCGUUUGAAUAA